GGGCCGGCCGCCUGCACCCUUAAAGGCAGACUCCAGCGCAGCUGGGCCAGAACUGUUUGUUUCGGCAAGGUGGGAGUCUCCUUCUCUGAGUGCACCUGCGCAGCUGAGUGCAGCAGGUUUUUGAAACAUGAAUCCUUCACUCUUCUUGGCUGCCUUUUUCUUGGGGAUAGCCUCUGCUAUCCCUAAAUUUGACCAGAAUUUAGAUGCACAGUGGUACCAGUGGAAGGCUAAGUACAGGAGACUAUAUGGCAUGGAUGAAGAAGGAUGGAGGAGGGCAGUGUGGGAGAAGAAUAUGAAAAUGAUUGAAUUGCACAAUGGGGAAUACAGUCAAGGGAAAUACGGCUUUACUAUGGCAAUGAAUGCCUUUGGUGACAUGACUAAUGAAGAAUUCAGGCAAGUGAUGAAUGGCUUUCAAAACAGGAAGCACAAGAAGGGGAAAAUGUUCCAAGAACUUCUGUUUUUUGAGCCUCCCAAAUCUGUAGAUUGGAGAAAGAAAGGCUACGUGACUCCUGUGAAGAAUCAGGGUCAGUGUGGUUCUUGUUGGGCUUUUAGUUCAACUGGUGCUCUUGAAGGACAGAUGUUCCGGAAAACUGGUAAACUUAUCUCACUGAGUGAGCAGAACCUGGUAGACUGCUCUCAGCGUCAAGGCAAUCAUGGGUGCAACGGUGGCUUGAUGGACUUUGCCUUUAACUAUGUUAAGGAGAAUGGAGGCCUGGACUCUGAAAUAUCUUAUCCAUAUGUGGCAAGGGAUGAAAGCUGUAAAUACAAGCCUGAGUAUUCUGUUGCUAAUGACACUGGUUUUGUAAACAUCCCUAUUCGAGAGAAGGCGCUGAUGAAGGCAGUGGCUACUGUAGGGCCCAUCUCUGUUGCCAUGGAUGCAGGCCAUAUGUCCCUCCAGUUCUAUAAAUCAGGUAUUUAUUAUGAACCAAACUGUAGCAGCAAAGACCUAGAUCAUGGUGUCCUGUUGGUUGGCUAUGGCUUUGAAGGAGCAGAUUCAGAUAACAACAAAUACUGGCUCAUCAAGAACAGUUGGGGUCCAGAGUGGGGCUUGAACGGCUACCUAAAAAUAGCUAAAGACAGAAACAACCACUGUGGAAUUGCCACAGCAGCCAGCUAUCCCACUGUGUGAGUUGCAGCCAGCAUCUGAUGGCCCAUGAGGAGGAAGGACUUAAGGAUACCAUGUCUGUGGAAUUUUACCAUAGAACUGGCUGAACCCUUAUUGUAUAAUAUAAAACACUUGAAUCAUUGAAGAUCCAAGUUGUGAUUUGAAUUCUGUGACAUUUUUACAAGGGUAAAAUGUUAUCACUACUUUAAUUACUAUUAUUAACAGCUUUAUGAUAUCAAAGGCUCAUUGCUUAAUUCAAAGACUUUUGAAUUUUCACUUUUUAAAAAGUUGUAUAAAACUUUACCUUUUAAAAUAAAUUUUAAUUC
This is a messenger RNA of Nycticebus coucang (slow loris), 1431 nucleotides long. Its product is annotated as procathepsin L-like. The record is from RefSeq and is a predicted model, not a curated record. The transcript is spliced from 8 exons. Gene Ontology annotation, cellular component: lysosome. Lineage: Eukaryota; Metazoa; Chordata; Mammalia; Primates; Lorisidae. Gene Ontology annotation, biological process: immune response. The coding region runs from base 128 to 1129 and encodes 333 amino acids. Gene Ontology annotation, molecular function: cysteine-type endopeptidase activity.